Molecule: messenger RNA, 3810 nt
Organism: Hemibagrus wyckioides
Lineage: Eukaryota; Metazoa; Chordata; Actinopteri; Siluriformes; Bagridae
Gene: prnprs3
Product: prion protein, related sequence 3
Exons: 2
Coding region: 155-1732 (525 amino acids)
Biological process (GO): protein homooligomerization
Cellular component (GO): membrane
Source: RefSeq, a predicted model, not a curated record
AUCGAAACCAUUCCCAUUAUUUGGAAUCAAGGAAUCGACUCUUGUAGGAAUCGGAUCCCAGCCCCUCGCCGAGCGUUUUCGUUGUUGUUCUGUGAACAAGCGUCAGCCAGUGAAACCAGGCUCUCGUGUGAAUUUCAGAAAACACAGAAGAAGGAUGAAUCGUGUCGUGUUGGUCUGUCUGGCUUUGGUGACCUGCGCGGUGGCCAGACGAGGAGGCGGUGGUGGAUUUAAAGGGGGUUUCAGCUGGGGCAAAGGCAGCAACACGGGCAGUAAAGGGACGAGCACAGGAAGCAGAGGGGGCAGUAACACCGGAGGGUCCUCAUCUAGAGGAACACACUCCCAGCCGGCCAAUUAUCCUCGUCAGCCUCAAGUACCUAACCAAAACCCUCCGCCAUAUCCUGGCACUGGAGGACAUGCAGGCUCUUAUCCGGGCAGAGGGGGCGCUGGAGGCUACCCCAAUCAAGGGGGAUAUCCUAAUCAGGGAGGUUAUCCAGCCCAGCCAGGCUCUCCAGGCCAGGGAGGCUAUCCAAGUCAAGGACGCUAUCCAGGGGCUGGCUCAUAUCCAGGUGCAGGUUCAUAUCCAGGUGCGGGUUCAUAUCCAGGUGCAGGUUCAUACCCCAACAACUAUCCAGGAAGGAGUGGAGGGUACCCUUAUCCUCAAGGUGGUUCUUAUCCUGGAUACCCGGUCAGAGGAGCGCCGUAUCCUGUAGGCAGUCCCAACCAGUAUGGUGCGGCGGGUGGAUAUCCUGGCGCAGCACAGUACCCCUACUGGAACCCCAACAACAAAAUCAUCAGCCCUCGUUAUGGUGGUAAUUACGGAUAUGGUGGUUAUGGGGGAUACGGUGCGGGAGGUUCUCCUUUCGCCCAGUCUGUGCAUAAUAUGGGAAUGAGGCCCUCUCUCCAAUCGAAGGGGUUCGGUAAGCAGGCAGUGUUGGCUGCUGGAGUCGGAGCCAUGACUGGCAUGGCAAUAGGAUAUGGCUUGGGCAGUUUUCCACGUCCACACUUUUCAUUCCACAACCCGCAAGAAGAAUAUUAUUAUAACCACUACAUGUAUCGGCGCUAUGGUACCAGAUCUGACAGUAACACAAACCCCAGCUCUGCAGGUACAGGGCCAGGUGAUUCGGAAUCAGGUCCGACUAAUAAUGUCCACAAUAUCUUUCAAAAUCCUCCGCCUCAGUCGUAUGACAAGUACAUGGACAACUGUAUGGAGAGGACGGAUUUAUUGCGAGACGAGCAGGGCAGAAAUAAGAGAGCUGCCGAAGAACCAUGGCCGCAAGAGGCGGAGGAUGGUAAAGCGGUUUUAAUUGAAGAUGAUCCAUUUAAGCAACUGGAUGAGCAGCCAGCUGGGGAAGCAGAGUCUCAAGUUUCAGAUCUCGCAACAAGAAAUGAGAGUACUGGGGAAGGAAGUAAAUCCAGCAACGCCACCGAUAACCCGAUGCCAUUCGCCGCAAAGCUUACUGGUGCUACAGAGCCACCCACCAAGCCUCGGGAGAAGGUGCCUGAUGACGACGAUGAUGAUGAUACUGUAAGCAUAAUGGAAAUUGGCUACCCUGCACUGAUCGAGCAGAUGAAAGCUCGACGCUGUGUGGAGCUUUACAUGGUGUACUCGGAGCAGCAUGCUGAGAAACAGGUUCAAGUACACAAUAAUGAGAACGGUGGUGAAAAGCUCAUGCCACUUAGCCAGGGGCUCAUGCUCAUUUCUCUGCUUAUGAGCUCCCUGUUACUCUACUGAACCUAGUGAGCUGUUCUGGUUUAGCGUACACCUUCGUUAAUCGUGGUACCACAUAUCAAAUAGACUACAAGAGGAAAAAAAAAAAAUGUCUGACAUGCAGACUGUGAUCUGCGAAUAUAAUAAUGAUCCACGGUGUUAGUCUUGACUAAUUAUAAAUAUCAAGGAAUCCAUAUUUCAGAAUGAGUAACGAUCUUUGCCUGAAACCUUGUUAUUCUAAAAGUAUAUAGAUUAACAAAAAAAAAACAAACCCCAGAGGCUUUUAGCUGUCCUUGGCUUGAUAAUGAAGCUAAAACUUGAUUUGCAUUCGUCUACAUGGGUCAUGCAAUGGCACUCAUCGUUGUCGUUACGCCGAAUGAAGUCAUCAUGAUCUCGCUGCAUGAAUGUCUACAUUGCUGCACUCCUCUCUCCUCAACAUCGUUUCUGCAAGCAAACACAUGCAUCACGUUUCCUGCUAUAUAUAUGACACGUUUUAUUUAUUUAUAAUAUUUAUUUCAUGCUGAUUUAUCAGGAUCACAUCCACACCCUGGACACAUACUGCUUAUGAAAAGUUUUCAUAUCUUUAGGUCAGUAACGAAAGGACAGCGGGCCUCAUUUAUCAAUCCUACUCAUGCUCCUGAGUGUGUGUAAAUUUACCCAAGUCUAAUAUAAACUUCAUUAUAUUGCUGCACUUGUAUAUAUGGAUGUUUAAAUAGCUUAGUUUUAUUGCAUCCUUAUGAUUUAAGUUGACUGAAGGUCAUGCUUAUGAGAGAGUAUAUUAAAAGACUGUUUUAUUUUAUUUAUUGAUUUUUUUAAAUAUGGAGGCCCAUAAAUCGGUUUCUCUUUUAACAAUGUGUAACACUCCAGUACGUUUUAAGCUGAGAGAUUAAAUCCAUUUAAAAUAGCAUUUCCCUUGAGUAACAUGCCUGGUGUGUGUGAUUACUUGGGUACAGUUUAGAUCAUUUGACACCAUUAUCUUGUCACGUCUCUUGAUCCUGACCUAAAACACACAGUUUUCUUUCAUUUGUCUCUGGAUGUUGAUCUUGAUCUUGAUUUUGAACACUAACCCUUCCAAUGCUGCAAUUUUUCUAAACCGUUUUCUUCUUCUUCCUCUUCUUCUUUCGGCUGUCCCCUUCAGGGGUGGCCACAGCGAAUCAUCUCUCUCCACCUAUCCUUAUCUUCUGCAUCCUCAACACUUGCACCCACUAGCUUCAUAUCCUCAUUUAUUCCAUCCAUAUACCUCCUCUUUGGCCUUCCUCUUUGCCUCCUGCCUGGCAGCUCCAUGUCCAACAUUCUCCUACCUUUCUAAACCGUUUUGUGAUUUUUUUUAUAGAGUUUUCUGGCUAUCCCUGCAUGUAGGAGGAAUCUUUGCACUUUAUAUACACACAGGAGUAUCAGAAAUCAGAUUUUUCCCAAGCUUUUGUAUAUCAGGGCCGGAUCGAUUUCGUUUGGCUUACGCAAACCUUCACACACAACUUUACUGAAAGAUUGAUAAAUGAGGCUCGGCGUCUUUUAUAUAGUCUACUCGUGGAUUUGUGUUUUUAGUGGCUUGACUCUUCAUUCUGUAAAUAGCUUAGUGGUGGCUCGGUAAAAACAAAGAAGACGACGAUCUAAAUACUAACAUGCUAAGAUUCAGUAAGCUAAACAAAUGUACCUUUAGUUCACUGCACUGUUUUUAAGGUUUUUAUAAAAUAUUGAGACCGAGAAAUGAUUUUCGAAGUGUUUAGUUUUAGACGUGGUUUGAUAUUUAUGUCCCGAGUUAAAUUUAAGCGUUGGAGUUUAGACACAACGUCUACCUUUUCUCCAAACUCAUUUAUACUACAGACUUUAACCUUAAUGCGUAUAUAUAACACACUGUGUGUACUCACUAAAAGGUUAAAUGACAAACAGGAUGAUUGCAUUUUCUUUUCCAUGCACUGGAAGGUGAAAACUCGGCUGUGUUUCGUUGUGUGUUUAAAAACUGCGAAAACUGCACUGACAUAUAAAUUCAUGUAAAAUUGAAUGUACCCUGUACUCAUGGUUCGGUAGUAAAUUUAAACUCCUAACCUGUCAAUAUUUCUCUGUCCAUGCUUAAUCUAAAAUUAAACGCUAUUUCACUCUCA